ACGUUGUAUUUUGUAUACAAGAACCUGUAUGCGUUAUUGGAAUUUAUGCAAGCCAAGCAGUUAAGAAUUCUUCGCGACCGGGAAUAUGUUUUGUUACGGGCAUAUAGCCGUGAGAUACAGUUUAGCAGACUAAUGCAUGAAAUGGCAGAUGAAGACGAGCUCGCUGCUGGGAAGACUGUUGGAUAA
This is a messenger RNA of Thelazia callipaeda (thelaziosis nematode), 186 nucleotides long. The record is from the annotation of a GenBank genome assembly. Lineage: Eukaryota; Metazoa; Nematoda; Chromadorea; Rhabditida; Thelaziidae.